This is a messenger RNA of Lates calcarifer (barramundi perch), 1506 nucleotides long. Its product is annotated as ADP-ribosylation factor-like protein 9. Lineage: Eukaryota; Metazoa; Chordata; Actinopteri; Centropomidae. Gene Ontology annotation, molecular function: GTP binding; GTPase activity. The record is from RefSeq and is a predicted model, not a curated record.
CAGGAUCUUCCAGGCGCCUGCAGCAUCACCGACCUCCACGACGCUCUGUCCCUGUCCGAGGUCGGGGACCGCAGGUUGUUCCUCAUCGGUACCAUGUGAAGAGGGGCGAGGCGGAGCUGAGCUCAGGCGUUCAGGACGCCCGGGACCUGAUCACCCAGAUGGUUUGUGAAGGCAGAUAAAAGAAAGAAAAAAACACUCUGGUUGCAGUUUGUCGGUGGUUUUCACUAAAUCCUGUGUUUUUGGUUCUUUGCACUUCUUCACUUUACUGUUUUCACUACACCAGGUCGGCUGAAACUCUUUUAUUUUAUUUGUGAGAAAAUUAAAAAGUGUUGUUUUUGAUACGUUACAGGUGGGAUUUAAGAACAUAAUUUAGUUUUACUGUUAACUAACAACCAGAUAAAUAUUUUUUUUCCCAGACUUAUCUUUAUUGAUGCUGAGGGACACUCCUGGAAAUUGUUUUCUAAUUUUAUCCUCAUCAAAAAUUAAUUUUCCUUUUGGCCCAGCAGGUGGUGAACAGAGCCAUAAAUGUUACUCACAUGGUUACAGCUUUAUCACCAGCAAGGUGCUAACAGUUUGUUAGCAUCGUAGCUUCUUCCUCUUCUCACAGUGAAUGUAAACAAGCAAACAAACCAAAAAAAGUAAAAGCACAGCCUGUUAUUUUUCAGAUUUGGACUGUAUCAUGAUGUUGUUCAUGUGUUACAAUCUACAGAAUAUUUAAUACCUCAACACAAAGACGUAAAGAAAACUUUAAAAACAAGCAUAUCAGUUUAGAGUAACGUUAAUUUCCUGUUUGCAUUCACUGACAUGUCAAAGUAAAACACAAAAACCUGAGCAGACUCUGUGUUUCUGGGUGUUUUUAUGUUUCAAACUGUGACUUGUUUCUGCCAUCUGGGGCCGCCAGCAUGCAGAAACACUGAGUGCAACCUCCUGAGUCAAAACCUCCGGGAGAGAAGCUUCCUGUCGUGCCGUUAAUAUUCAGAAGCGUAAUUCCAGCAGGAAACCACAGUUAUUUAACGUCUAAAUAAAUAAAACAGCUCAUUAUUGAAGCAGCUGGCUCCAAUAAUCUGCUGUUUUACUGUCGUGUUAUUAAUGACGACACCAAAAAUGAACACUGUACGUGUUGCUGUCGAGUUUACAGCUUUAAAAACAUUCAUGAUACAAGUUCAUUGUUUUCUACUUUAAUGUGUUUUGUCUUAAAUUUAAAGGGAGUUUUCUUAAAAAGGAGGUUAUGUUUUUCUUCUGGAUCAGCUUUAUGUGUUUACAGCUUUUUCCUCCUUAUUUUAUCUUCUUACUGUUUCAUUUGAUGAAAUCUGCUGUGUAAAGCCUUCAUAUGUGUUUCUGAGGAAUGUAAAAGUUUCAAAUAGCACUUCUUUUUUUUUCAUUUUCAUCCAAAGUUUCUCCAAUUUUUUUUCCAAAACCAAAAUGUGCGAUUUAAAGUAUUGUGUGAAAAGAUUUGUCGCAGUUUGUUAAUAGUUUUUCACAUUUAAAUAAAAUGUUUCCAGUAAA